UCAGCACUGCCCCCCUCUCUCUCCCACAGGCUCACACUCACCUCUCUCAAAUACUGCCCAUGCUCCUCGCCCACCUCCCUUGAACAAGCCAAUGGCCAGCAAUGGCAUGGCGUCCUCCCCUUCCGCCUUCUUCCCUCCAAAUUUCCUUCUCCACAUGCAGCAAACACCACCUGUGCACCAUGACCCCGAAGAACACCACCACCACCACCACCAUGAGCACCACCUCCUUCCUCCUCCUCACGGCGGCCACCCCCACAACCCCUUCCUCCCUCCUUCCUCCCAAUGCCCCUCCCUCCAGGACUUCCGAGGUAUGGCACCAAUGCUGGGGAAGCGACCGGCGAUGUUCGGCGGCGAGGGAGGCGGCGGGGAUGACGUGAACGGCGGCGGGGCGAACGAGGAGGAGAUGUCGGACGACGGGUCGCAGGCGGGCGGGGAGAAGAAGCGGCGGCUGAACGUGGAGCAGGUGCGGACGCUGGAGAAGAACUUCGAGCUGGCCAACAAGCUGGAGCCCGAGCGCAAGAUCCAGCUUGCUCGCGCCCUGGGCCUGCAGCCGCGGCAGGUGGCCAUCUGGUUCCAGAACCGCCGCGCCCGCUGGAAGACCAAGCAGCUCGAGAAGGACUACGACGUGCUCAAGCGCCAGUUCGACGCCGUCAAGGCCGAGAACGACGCGCUCCUCUCCCACAACAAGAAGCUCCAAUCCGAGAUACUGGGACUGAAGGGGUGCAGCAGGGAGGCGGCGUCAGAGCUGAUCAACCUGAACAAGGAGACGGAGGCGUCCUGCAGCAACCGCAGCGAGAACAGCUCCGAGAUCAACCUCGACAUCUCGCGCACGCCGCCGCCCUCCGAAGGAGGAACCAUGGAUGCUCCCCAGCAGCACUCCCAUCAAAACGGCGGCGGCAUGAUCCCCUUCUACCCCUCUGCCGUGGUCGCCCGCCCCGGCGCCGGCGUCGACAUCGACCAGCUCCUGCACGCCUCCUCCGUCCCCAAGAUGGAGCAGCACCACCACGGCGCCGACACGCCCAGCUUCGGCAACCUCCUCUGCGGCGUCGACGAGCCGCCGCCCUUCUGGCCCUGGGCGGAUCACCAGCACUUCCAUUGAUCCAACCAUCCUUCGAUGAUCAGCACACAGUGUAUAUCUUUGCGGUUAAUGAUGAAUGCAUGCUUUGCUUGCAUGAGCAACAAGAUUCGAGGCAGUUGGAUUCUUGAUCAGGACCAGAGAGUCGACGGUUGUACUUGUACAUGUAUGAUGAGAAGUACCUAUGGCGGUACUGAGAAUUGUGAUCCAAUUUGAGUACUCAUGGAGUUGAUGAGUAGCGGCCGGGGAUGUAGGGGGAAUAAGUUUGUGUGGCGUGUGUAGGUAGAUUUUGGUAGUAGUAUAUCUUUUGUAUUUUUAUUUAUUUUUUUCUCGUCUUUUCUUCUCCUUUUGUUCCCAUACAUAAACUUGUGAAUUGUGAGGGUGUGUUGUUGUAUAGGUUAAUGGCGCAUUGGUGCUUCUUCCACUAGUUUGCCUUGGAUCAUGUCUUUUUUUUCUUUUGAAAAACAAAUUAAGGAGGGCAAUUUUAGAGAACACAUAUAUAACUCCAUGAUUGUAGUACCACUGGUGCAUUUUCAAAUUAUAAUGAUAGAAUUCAGUUUAUA
This is a messenger RNA of Brachypodium distachyon (stiff brome), 1638 nucleotides long. Its product is annotated as homeobox-leucine zipper protein HOX21. NCBI's taxonomy places the organism in Eukaryota, Viridiplantae, Streptophyta, Magnoliopsida, Poales, Poaceae. Gene Ontology annotation, cellular component: nucleus. The record is from RefSeq and is a predicted model, not a curated record. The transcript has 3 exons. The coding region runs from base 92 to 1099 and encodes 335 amino acids. Gene Ontology annotation, biological process: positive regulation of DNA-templated transcription. Gene Ontology annotation, molecular function: sequence-specific DNA binding; DNA-binding transcription factor activity, RNA polymerase II-specific.